Aspergillus novofumigatus IBT 16806 is the source of this 881-nucleotide messenger RNA. RefSeq lists its product as uncharacterized. Lineage: Eukaryota; Fungi; Ascomycota; Eurotiomycetes; Eurotiales; Aspergillaceae. Bases 491 to 709 code for a protein of 72 amino acids. The transcript has a single exon. The record is from RefSeq and is a predicted model, not a curated record.
UCUUUGAGCCUAGUGUCUGUUCUCCUGUCGAUUUGCGGUUCCAGGUCUGUCAUAAGUCUCCAACAGUACAUAGUAUGUCUAUGUGGAGUAGACAGAAACAGGUAGCAGUUAUGACGGUGUCAAUUACGAAGCAGCUCCUUCCGUGAGACCGAUGAGGAUUGCCUCCGAAUGAACUAGAUACUUGGUAGAAUCCAAGAUUGAGAAGAUUCUAAGAUCCUCCAUCCUUGACUCGAUCGUCGCCCCUGACUUGAUCUUGACGCUAGACUCGAGCAAGGCUAGUCGGAUCUACAAAUGCCAAGCCAUACACUUUGCAUCCUGCUCCUCCUCCAAGACAUCACUAUUGAAAAGACUCUUCUCCUACUCAAGUCAUGGGGUGGAUUAUUGUCUGCCAUGAAAAUAGUGCUAUGACAGUAGAUCCAUCAGCAAGUCCUCAGCCUCAGAAAGGGUAGGUACAGGGAGAAUAUCCUGCAGCCUGCCAUGGAGAUUAAUGAUGGCUUGGAAUGUCCUAAGAGAUGGCAGUUUCUGCGACAAGAAUGAUGCAAUUGUACAUGGACUUCGGUACAUGCGGGGUUUUUUAUUUUUUGUUCUUUUUGCUUUGUCCGCCUUUCUUUACGCCUCGACAGCAACCAUCCAUGGUCCAAUAACAAUAGGCCAUGUUACAUCUAUCUUAGACUACGUAGAAUCUGUUGUAGAUGGUGAGAAACGAUAGUCUGGGAUUCCCCAUGCAGAUUCACCAAAUAAAGAUGCCACGAGACUACCUUAAUUAGGAUUUCGCCGCAUGAUCCGUCCCCCAGGAACUGCGACGCAAUAGCCAACGGAGAGGAUCUGAAGCAUCGGCGGAGACGGUGAGGAGUGGGAAUUGGAAACAUCGUCAUUCCUAC